Molecule: messenger RNA, 888 nt
Organism: Penaeus monodon (black tiger shrimp)
Lineage: Eukaryota; Metazoa; Arthropoda; Malacostraca; Decapoda; Penaeidae
Gene: mbl
Product: protein muscleblind-like
Exons: 2
Coding region: 607-873 (88 amino acids)
Molecular function (GO): metal ion binding
Source: RefSeq, a predicted model, not a curated record
GUGGGCACGUGAACACUGGCAACUUCCCACAUGGCGGCGGCGGUGGACUGGCCAAGUGGCCCUCGCAUCAGUCUGCGCUGGGACGCUCAGCAAGCUGCUCCACGCUGGCGCUUCUCUCCGCCAUUGCCUUGCUCUAGAGACCCUACCCGGAGAGUGCCUGCCACCUCACCUGACACUCCAGCCAGCCAUCAGCUUGCUUCUUUGAUCCAACAGCUGGCAGCCACCUUGACCACCACACGCUCGCUUACAAACAAAAACCGUCCUGGACAAAUUGUGGUUACCGCUUACUCCCGAGGCUUUUGCUGCUGUGUGGGCUUGUGUCUGUGUCGGUGUAGCGGGUAAUGUGGUUAGCCGAGUGACCCAAGAGCGCGCCCGGACCCCACCACCACAAACACCACCACCACCACUUCACCACUUCACCACCACCCACCACAUCACCAGCACCGACGCCGCCUGCUCCUCAACUCCUGCCGCUGCUGCUUUCACCGCUGUCGUUCGAGCAUUUAUUGGAGGCGUGGUGAGACUCCGCCUGGAGUCUCGACUACCGGCCAACUGGAUCCCACGGCCGCAGCCGCCGCCGCCGCGCACAGCGCCCCCUACAGCGCCAUGGUGAGCCCGGGGGUGCCCAACAUGGCAAUGGUGAACGUCAACAACUUCCUCAACGUCAAGGAUUCGCGCUGGCUCCAGCUGGAGGUAUGCCGCGAGUUCCAGAGGAACAAGUGCACGCGGCCGGACACGGAGUGCAAGUUCGCUCACCCGCCGCCCAACGUCGAGGUCCAGAACGGACGCGUCACCGCUUGCUACGACUCUAUUAAGGUAAGUGCCGAUGCCCCGUCACGUCCUACUUUUCAGAGGUGUGAAUGCGAGCCAUGAUUCUAUUGCUACUUC